Molecule: messenger RNA, 609 nt
Organism: Talaromyces proteolyticus
Lineage: Eukaryota; Fungi; Ascomycota; Eurotiomycetes; Eurotiales; Trichocomaceae
Exons: 1
Coding region: 1-609 (202 amino acids)
Source: RefSeq, a predicted model, not a curated record
AUGGCUAACAAUGCAACUCAGCAAUCAUAUGCCUCUUCCUCGUUUAUACUAGGGGUUAUCGGUGAGUUAAUCCCUGGAGUCUAUCAGGAGGUGAUCGACAACACCUGGUCGAAUAUCCUCCGCGUUUACUUUGGGGUCAAUGAUUUUUAUGUCCAACCCUCUAGGAGCCUCAAGAAAGCAAACGUUGUUGUGUCAAAUUAUCUCAGGACUCGACCACCGGGUCAAGACCGUCUCGUGCAAACACGGCAUAAGGUUCUUCUUGUCGAAGCCAAACGCUUCCCACGCAGUGCGAGACACGAUUCCAACUGGAGUGUCAAUUAUGACUGGCAAAGAGUUCUAGACCAGCUAGGUAAAUACAUGCGCCAAGCUCGAGCUGAAUUUGGUAACCUGCAGACCAUGUACGGAAUUGUUGCCGUUGGGAAUAAGGCCCGUUUCUAUCAAAUGAACUGCUCCAGCACUGCUGGUCACAUGGUCACGUUCAACCCCAACAAUCCACUGGGAGGUGGAAUACAGAAUCGCAUAUUAGACCUUACUACUAAUGCGGAUAUUAUCCACAAUUAUCUUUCGGUGAUUGCGGAUCACGUUGCCGCCAGCAGAAACAGAUGGUAA